GUCGGGAUGGCAAUAAUUUGAUUCACGAAAUAUAGGACCACACAUUUUAAAUUUCUAUAAUAUGAGUAAUUACUAAUUAGUACUUGAUGGAGUAUAUGGCCCAGGAACUCCCGGUCCACAGACUCCUACUACUCUAUCACAGGCCCAACAAGCCCAAGAAGCUCAGGAGGCCCAAAACGCAGCGGCACAAGCUCAAGGGAGCCCGAACUGCGCCUAAGGUAGCCUUCGGCAAUAUGGCCGAAGGAUCCAAAUUACGCAGGGCAGCCGAAUUCGGGGAUGCAAAACUACUGGGAGAAAAUGGCAGAAAACAGAAGCCUUCGGCACUGUUGAGCCCUCGGCAUCAGAGAAGCAUUCGGCUGAACAGAGCCUUCGGCCACACGAAGCCCUCGGCUGCAUAAAGAGCCUUCGGCUAAACAGACUCAAUCGUCGAAGAUUCCCUUUGGAGACAGCCAACCACCGCAUUUAAUGCGACGUCACAUCCACCCACCGCAUUUAAUGCGGUGAACGUGCGAUUGCCGGUGCCACCCCGAUUGAGGUGACCCCUCGACCGUUAGAUUAUCGCCACGUGUACUCUCAUCGCAUUUAUUGCUACUAUAAAUAGCACCUCCUUUCCCCAUUGUAAAGCACCAGAACAUCUCGAGUUCAUAAAUAUAAUCGCCUCUCUCUCCUACUUGUUUGCUCUGAUUUCUCUUUAGGUUAUUCCCGCAGUAACCCUUCGGAUAAGCUAUCCCGGGUACACUGUCCAUCAGUACCCUGUCAAUUUUAUCCUUGACAUAUUUCAAUAUUAAAAAGAUGUUUUUAUUAAAAAUCAUAUUGGAAAAUGAUGGCAUCUUUUGUUGUGGCCUCCUUGGGGAAAGAUGCUAACAUUUUUGUCAGAAUGUCAACUUGAAACAAUAAUAUAUACUACCUCCGUCCCAAAAAGAGUUGCAAAUCUGACUUUUCUUAGUCAAACAGUCUCGCUGUGUUCAUUUAAUUAGGAUGUCAUUUUUUAAUCAUAUUCUAAUUUGGAGUUUAAAACUUUGAAGAGAUUUUAAUGUAGUUUUUGAAUAUGUAAAUUUUAAUUAUUAAAAAUUGAAUUAAUUAUCCAUACGGAGGGUUGACUUUUAUUAUUGGUUGACCAAAAAUUGUUGACUUUGCAAAACAAAUUGGGACGGAGGAAGUACUACGUAAGUACGUAUCAUCUUAAUGACAUACUCCGUAUUAUUCAAAGUAAAAUAUGACAUUUUUGAAGAGUAAUAAUGUCACUUUGAUGGCGUAAAAUUUGGCAUUUCUUAAACAAACAAAGAAGAAACUAAGCAUCUCGAGUUUUUCAAUAGGGACCUGCAAUGAAACAAAAGAGGGGGGAAGCGAGAGAACCAGAGAGGAGGAGGAGGAGGAGAAGGAGGAGCUACUUUACUCCAACCACCAUAUCUGAUCUAGACUCGCUUCUCGUCGAUGCUCCCUCAACGCUCACUGCUUACAGCUCACCGCCAUCGCGGAAAUGAUGGGGGAAGAAGAAAGUAUUGCCACCAUAAGCCACUCGCAACACCUCGUAGCUCGUAAGAGAUGAUGAGCGCAUCAGAAAAGAUGAUGAGCGGAUAAGAAGGUGGUGAGUGGAUCGGAGAAAAUGAUGAGUGGAGAAGAUUAUGAGCUAGCCAUGCUUGUGACUAUACACGAUUGGGAAAAAAUACGGAGUAGCAGGGUAAAUUUGGAACAAUAAUCCUUUUUUGAAAAUAAAAAUAUAGUUCUGUUUGGGAAUGGAAACAACAUUUUACUGGUAAUUUUCCUAAUUUUAUUAACAAAAAUCAUACUCCGAUCCGUAUUAUUUUUACUUUAACUUUGGGAAUCUAACCAUGGGUCUUAGGUAGUUGCACAACAAUAAUAGGGGAAUUCCCAAGAAUACGGGACUUUUGCAAAUGUCAUGCAAAAACACGGGAGUGUGUUUUCUUGUAUGAAAACACGGGAGUUUUGUAAAUCCCAUUUCCAAGGGUACGUAGCCUGCUACAUGGUGAGAGAAAUAAGUGGACCCAUAUAAAUAAUAAACAUCAAUUUUCCUUAAAUUGUUGUAACUUUUGUAUUUAUAUUCCAACUUUUAUAAAAAAUAUAUUAAAAUUCAUAACUUUUUACGAGCUUCCAUAUGAC
This is a messenger RNA of Cuscuta epithymum, 2121 nucleotides long. NCBI's taxonomy places the organism in Eukaryota, Viridiplantae, Streptophyta, Magnoliopsida, Solanales, Convolvulaceae. The record is from the annotation of a GenBank genome assembly.